Molecule: messenger RNA, 2174 nt
Organism: Phragmites australis (common reed)
Lineage: Eukaryota; Viridiplantae; Streptophyta; Magnoliopsida; Poales; Poaceae
Exons: 12
Coding region: 597-1991 (464 amino acids)
Biological process (GO): positive regulation of SREBP signaling pathway
Source: RefSeq, a predicted model, not a curated record
CUUUCCACUCCGCCGAUUCCUCCCGCCUUGAUCUCUCCGACCGGAUGGCCGACCGGCGCGGCCUACUCCUCUGGAUCCUGCGACUCGCCGUCGCCGUCUCCGUCGCCGCCUGCGCCUGCUUUCCCGCCCCCGUCUCCGGCAUGCGGUGAGAUCCGCUCUCCCCUGUCGUUGCUAGGACCCGAAUCCUUUUCCCGUGCUCGUUGCAGUCGGUGUAGUUCUUGCUGCAAAAUUUCUUCGGAGGUGAGGCACUCAUUCAGACCAGUAAGGAUUUACUUGGUUACGGAUUUGAGCCUCGUGCUUGAUUCUAGUACUGUUUAUAUUGCAAGGAAAAUAAAAUGAUGAAUGGCAAGCUAAUUUUGACUGUUCAAAUCAAAAUGAUGUUUAUCUGUUUCAACGCGGUUCUAUUUGUUUGUUUUGGAGCCACUGAUCAUAAAUAAGGGCUUUCCGUGCCCACCCACACAUAAAUAUGCCAGUAUACCACUGAUUUUCGACAAAGUUUUCCUGGUUGGUUGGGUCCUUUCUCAUUGAGCUGUUUGAUUGGAGUGCAAUGUUGCAAUUUCCUAGCAUAAGGCAGCUGGGAUUGGAAGAGGGAAGGGAUGAGGAAGCACAGGAGAGAUGUAAUUUUGGAAGCGAGGAGUGUGGAUGAGGCUGAUAAAGAAGAAAGAGAAAGGAAGGAUAUUGGCCUUGUUGCACCCAUUAUGUGCAGAAGCACUGUUCAGGGGCGGCAUCUGAUCUCUGACGAUAAUGGUUAUGUAUGCUCUGCACUCUCAAUCGAUCCAUGGUCUCACUGCUGCCCAAGAACAGGGGCCCGCUUUUCCUGUCAGGGCUGCAAACUUGAUUUUCAGUGCUGCAACUCUUAUGAAUAUUGUGUUUCUUGCUGUUUGAAUCCUUCUAAGACCAAGAAAGGAGAUGUGCUGAAGCUGAAGCUAGCUAAGCCAGUUACUGCUGGAACAUACACAAGUGUCUUCGAUUUCUGUGUGGGAAGAUGCCGCCAUAGUUCUGCAAGUGUGGUUCACGAAAAUGCCUACGCUAGUGACUUCCAUCAUUGUUUUUCAGUGCAUAAAAAAUCAUUGGGAUCAAUUGAAUCUAAUUCUGUAUCAAGGUUUUUGGGAAUUAGUAUCAGUGUGGGAAGGCCGGGGGAAUCCUGCAGCUUGGUUUGCAAAGCAAAAGGACAGUCAUGUGUUCCGAGCAGGCUCUCCAUGCUGAACAAAUGUGAGAUUUUGCAGAAGUAUUUGAGAUGCAAAAGCGGUUGCUUUCGCAGCCUUGGACCAGAUCAGCCUUCUGAAGUAGUUGAUGAAGCUCCAACCAGUUUGAGUCAUUGUCAUUACGUAUACGGCGAUGGCGACGGAUGGGGUGCUGCGGCGGCGAAGGGCGCGACACGGUGGCGUCGGCCGGCGGCGCUUAUGAUGGCCUGCGCAAGUGGAGCGGCGGCGGCGCGACAGUGCUACCAGCAGCUGGUGGUGCGCGGGACGGCGCGACGGAGCAGACAUGUACUUGGGACCAGCAGUUUUGAUGGCACGAUGCCGCGAGGGAGGCCAGCUUGGGACAGAAACCAGGAGCAUGCUUAUACAUGCAGAUGGAUGAGCGGCUCACAUGUGAUGGUUCGCAUCAACAUACCCAGAGGCUCUGUCCUUGCGCAUGACAUGGGAAAAAGGACCGUGACACUCAUAAGAGUGGUAGUUUUCCCAGAAAAAGAUUUGUCAGGCUUUAGAGAUUCAUUUAAUUGCCAAGGUAUCGACAAGAUUGGUUCUCACGUCAGUCGCCAUCACUUGACAGGAACAAGUGGAGAUUGGAAGCUGAAAACCGAUGGUUCUCCAUCACCCCAUGAUGAACAACCUUUCUACCUGCUGGUUGUCUCAACACAAACAUCCCAUUCUUCACCGGUUUUCAGGCAGGGUCGUGGAUGCAAAGGGGAUGAAGUACCUGUGAGUCCUCGCAUGGUAUUUGGUAGGAUGUUGCAUAUCAAACGAAAAUGCAUGCAUCAUCGGUAGCGCAUUGCUCUAUGUACCUGCCAUUGAGUGCGAGAUGCAUUGCAUCCAGGCAUUCCUCAUAAUUUUAUAUUUGUGGCUGUCGUGCACAGGCUGUUUUACUUGCUUGUCUACAUGCAUCAUUCAUGCGCAGAGCAAAUACCUCAACCAAUUAUAUUCAUAAUAUAUUGUGCAAUUUUUCAUGCA